Fragaria vesca subsp. vesca is the source of this 600-nucleotide messenger RNA. RefSeq lists its product as uncharacterized. The transcript has a single exon. The record is from RefSeq and is a predicted model, not a curated record. Lineage: Eukaryota; Viridiplantae; Streptophyta; Magnoliopsida; Rosales; Rosaceae. Bases 1 to 600 code for a protein of 199 amino acids.
AUGGAGUCUGGUGAUCAGCAAACUCCAGAAAAUUCAGGUGAUCAGCAAGUUACGAGCCAGGUAGCUGCAGCAAAGUCCUACGAGUGUACUUUUUGCAAAAGAGGGUUUUCUAACGCACAAGCUCUAGGAGGGCAUAUGAACAUUCACAGAAAAGAUAAAGCAAAGCUCAAGCAAGUCUCCUCAUCAGCAAACAUUGUUGAAACCAAACAACAACAACAAAGAUUGCCUGUAGAGAUCCCGAAGAUGCCGCAGUCUUACUCUCCCAUACUUCUCAAGGUUAAUCCCAGCAUCACUUCUUCGGAAGCCGUUGCCGAUCAUAUCGAAAGAAGUGCUACAACAAUAAGGGAAUCUUCAUGGCCGGCUGAUUGGUUUCUCAAUGAUAAAGAAGGUGAAAAUAAAUUACGCCAUCAACUUCCACUGUUUUCUCAAGCACCAUCGGAUCAAGAUCAUCACAGUCAAGGUGGACAACAACAACAACUAGAAGAUCAUGGGAAUCAAAGUGAUAAGGGUUCAGAUUUAGAUCUUGAGCUCAGACUAGGGCCUGAGCCUCAAGAUUCUUCAUCAACGCCCGGAAAAGCUACUACGAGAAAGUUCUUUUGA